GUGUGGAAUGCACUAGAUAAGUGUAUAUAAGACUGACACUCGAGUCUCAACUUCACUACAGGUAGUGAGGACAGGUCUUAAAAUGGACGGGGUCCUGGUUUUUCUGGUCCUCUGUGGGACCCUGGCACCUGCACUCAGUGCACUUACUCCUCCUGCAACCUUCCUUCCUUCCAACCCCUACACCACCACUCCAGCCACCCCUCCUCAGCCGACGACUAGAGCUGCGACAACCAUAAAACCAAGUGUCAUGAGUGGCACCUACCUGCUGACAGUGCCACAGAAAGCUAUACCCGGUUUCAACUUCACCCUGGGGUACGAGUCGUUUGUCGACAGACCGGUGGAGCUCCAUGCCAGAAUCUAUGAGAUGGUGAAUGAUGGCGCGGCGGGUAGAUAUCCAUACCCGACUGUCGUCACCGCCACUGGUUCCUUUGUCAAAGGUCAGCGGACGUCUUCUGGACUGCGGUGUUGGGAGAUGUCUGGAAAACUGACAAAUACUUCCAGACAGGCCCGUUCUUAGCCCCCGCGGGGCCCGAGGCAAAGGGCAUGUGCGGGGCCCUCACGCCACGAUCACACGGUUUUAGUUGGGAUCUAAAGUCACUUUUUUCCUCGGAGUCCAGUGGCAUUAACUUUCCUCCCUUACCUCCUACCCUACAAUCCACCCAGCGUACCGACACCUUCUCUAGCUCAGUUAGACUAACGUAGUAGUUGUUUCUUUUUUUUUUUUUUUUUUUUUAUUUUUUUUUUUUUUUUUUUUUGGUGGUGGAGAAACGGGAAAAGAAAGUUUCAGUAACUAGGAAAUAAAGCACUCGACCUCUCGCUUCGCUUACAGGCUGCAAAGCCAGGGGCGGGGCCCAAUCCGCUCAAUUCACAGACUGGCCACACCUCAGUAACAUACCUUAUACCUACCUCUUCACUCAGUUCCAACUUGCCCCCCUAGUGGCGCAUAAAUCCAGCAAUAGCUCAAUGCACGAACGUUCAUGCGCGAUAAAUCCUCGGUGUCCAGCAGCCUUCUGUCUCCAAGCGCGUCCAGCCAGAAUGUGAUACGGCUGACUACACUUCCAUAUGCCUA
Pomacea canaliculata is the source of this 1069-nucleotide messenger RNA. RefSeq lists its product as uncharacterized. The record is from RefSeq and is a predicted model, not a curated record. Lineage: Eukaryota; Metazoa; Mollusca; Gastropoda; Architaenioglossa; Ampullariidae. Bases 83 to 517 code for a protein of 144 amino acids. The transcript has 3 exons.